Gracilinanus agilis (Agile Gracile Mouse Opossum) is the source of this 1065-nucleotide messenger RNA. Its product is annotated as zinc finger protein 345-like. The transcript has a single exon. Bases 1 to 1065 code for a protein of 354 amino acids. The record is from RefSeq and is a predicted model, not a curated record. NCBI's taxonomy places the organism in Eukaryota, Metazoa, Chordata, Mammalia, Didelphimorphia, Didelphidae.
AUGAGCCAUUUUGUGGAAGAAACAGACCAGGAAAGACUCAUGAGUGAUGUUCCAGACAACAUAGCUUGGAGAAAAUUCUGUGUUGAAUCUCAAACUUCAUCCCAUACUGAACAUCAAAGAAUGAAUUCUGAGGAAAAGUCUAGUAAAUGCAAGCAAUGUGGAAAGACAUUCACAGAGUGCUCCAAUCUCACUCAGCAUCAGAGAAUCCACACUGGGGAGAAACCUUAUAAAUGCAAUCAUUGUGAAAAGACAUUCAGUCUGAGAUCCAGUCUUGCUCAGCAUCAGAAAAUCCACACUGGGGAGAAAACUUAUGAAUGCAAGCAGUGUGGAAAGACAUUCAGUUGGAAAUCCAGUCUUGCUCGACAUCAGCGAAUCCACACUGGGGAGAAACCUUAUGAAUGCAAGAAAUGUGGUAAGGCAUUCAGUCUGAGUUCCAAACUUGCUCAGCAUCAGAGUAUCCACACUGGGGAGAAAUGUUUUGAAUGUAAGCAAUGUGGAAAGACAUUCAGCCUGAGCUCCCAUCUUGUUGUACAUCAGAGAAUCCACACUGGGAAGAAACCUUAUGAAUGCAAGCAAUGUGGAAAGACAUUCAGUCUGAGCUCCAAACUUGCUCAGCAUCAGAGAAUCCACACUGGGGAAAAACCUUAUGAAUGCAAGCAAUGUGGAAAGACAUUCAGACUGAGAUCCAGUCUUGCUGAACAUCAGAGAAUCCACACUGGGGAAAAACCUUAUGAAUGCAAGCAAUGUGGAAAGACAUUCACAGAAUGCUCCACUCUUUCUGUACAUCAGAGAAUCCACACUGGGGAGAAACCUUAUGAAUGCAAGCAAUGUGGAAAGACAUUCAGAGUGAGAUCCAGUCUUGCUCAGCAUCAGAGAAUCCACACUGGGGAGAAACCCUAUGAAUGCAAAUUAUGUGGGAAAACAUUCAGAGUGAGAUCCAGUCUUGCUCGACAUCAGAGAAUUCACACUGGGGAGAAACCUUAUGAAUGCAAGCAAUGUGGAAAGUCAUUCAGUCAGAGCUCCCAUCUUGUUGGACAUCAGAGAAAUCAUAGGCUUUCAUGUUGA